This is a messenger RNA of Arabidopsis arenosa, 582 nucleotides long. NCBI's taxonomy places the organism in Eukaryota, Viridiplantae, Streptophyta, Magnoliopsida, Brassicales, Brassicaceae. The record is from the annotation of a GenBank genome assembly.
ACACUACACUUACUCAACUUAUAAGCCUUCUACACUUGCAAGAAACCAAACAGAAGCUGAGUGAGAGAAAUGAAUUCGAAAACAUGCCUCAUCUUCUUCUUCUCUUCUCUAAUCUUUACGAACUUCGCCUUAGCGCAAGACCGGGCUCCUCACGGAUUGGCUUAUGAAACUCCAGUGGCAUUUUCACCUUCUGCAUUUGACUUCUUUCACACACAACCAGAAAACCCGGAUCCCACUUUAAACCCUUGCGUAGAAUCCGGCUGCUCGCCUCUCCCCGUUGCUGCAAAGGUCCAAGGAGCUUCGGCGAAAGCACAAGAAAGCGAUAUAGCAUCAAUGUCAACUGGUACUAGAAGCGGAAUAGAAGCUAGUCGUGUGGUUGGGAUCAUCUUUGGACUUGCGUUUGCGGUGCUGAUGUGAACCAUUAUAGAGCAUUUAGCUAGACUUUGAGUUGGAAUGUGUGUUUUUUCUUCACUUUUUCUUGAAGCAGAGUAUUAGAGUCUUUACCGCCAAGGCUGUGUUUGAAGGGUUAAGUUUGAGGCUUUAGCCUUAUAGUCCCAAACUAUAUAAACUUUUGGAGAUCCU